GUUUAUCCUUAAUUUUUUAAUAUUUGGAUAAUGUCCUUUGACUUGGUCUAUGAAAGGAUACAGAAUCCACCUUAUCCACCUUUUUAUUCUUCCAAUGGUUUCUCUUUUAGUUCACCUUUCUUUAUAGCACCUAGUUUUUUACUUGGGUUUGUAAUUAUAUGUUUUGUCAUUCGAUAUUUACAAGUACGUCAUGACCCUCUACUUAAUCAAUCUAUACAACAAACUUUUCGUUUAUCACCUCUUGGCAAACUGAUCGCUCUACUUUCUAUCAUUGUCACUUUUAGUUAUGUGAUCGAUGCUAUUAUUAUGGUUCUUCGUGCUUUAGUGGAAGGUACUUGGACUUCAGCAACACUUUCCUAUUAUAUUGUCACUAGUUAUUUGGCUUGGACUAUUAGUUUAAUUAGACUCACUCAAGAAACUCAACUCUUUGGUCAAUGGUAUUGGAUACAAUAUGCGUUUUGGAUUUUAGCUUUCUUUUCAGAUACUAGUGUUGGUUGGUUAUGGGCAAUGGGAAUCAAAUACUCUAAAUCUCAUCAAGAUACUACCUUUGGUAUUUACGACAAAAUAUGGUUCAGUAUUUUUAUGGGUCGAUAUAUUAUUCAACUCUUUCUUGUUGUUUUGUCCUUGAUACAUAUGUUUUCGCAAGAAAGACAAUCGGAAGAAAAUGAACCUCUUUUGGAUAAUACAAGAGUACAAACUGACUAUGGAACUACUCCUGCACCCAUUCCAGAAGGUGGUGAACCAGGUCUCAAGGGUUUCUUUAUUAAAGUACGAAAAAUCAUUCCUUAUACUUGGCCUAGUGGUAACCUCCGUUUACAACUACUUAUCUUCCUCUGUUUUGGUUUAAUGAUCUUGGGUUUGGCUAUCAAUAUGCUCACACCACUUCAAAUAGGUUAUGUGGUGGACCAAAUUAGUGAUGGAAAAGGCAAAUUUGCAUGGGCUGCUGUAUCUUUAUAUGUUGGGUUCAAAUUCCUUCAAGGUGGCUCCGGAUUGAUUCAAGCAAUGCAAAACUUCUUUUGGAUACCCGUGGGUCAAUAUACAACGCGUGAAAUCUCCAUCAAAAUGUUCACUCAUCUCCAUUCAUUAUCAUUGGCUUUUCAUAUCAAUCGGAAGACUGGUGAGGUACUUCGUGUGAUGGAUCGUGGUACCAAUAGUAUCGUUCAACUCUUACAACAAAUUGUAUUCCAAGUAUUCCCUGCCAUUGCCAAUAUCAUCGUUGCUGUAUUCUUCUUCGCCUUCAAAUUCUCCUUACCUUUUGGUUUGAUCGUUUUUGUCACCAUGUCACUUUAUCUUUAUGUCACCAUUGCUAUGACCCAAUGGCGAACGGCUUUUCGACGUGAAAUGAAUCAACUUGAUAAUCUUGCUAGGACAAAGGCUGUGGAUUCGUUACUCAACUUUGAAACUGUGAAAUACUAUGGUGCUGAAUCCUUUGAAGUUGAUCGAUACAAGACUGCCAUCAUUGAUUAUCAAAAGGCCGAUUGGAAAUCUUCUAUUUCUUUGAAUGUACUUAAUCUCACCCAAAAUGCUGUGAUUACUUUGGGUCUUUUAGUUGGAAGUUUACUAUUUGCUUGGGAAGUAUCUCAAGGUACUUUGACUGCGGGUGAUUUUGUUGUCUUCAAUAUAUAUAUGAUGCAGCUCUAUUCACCGUUACAUUUCUUUGGUACAUAUUAUCGAAUGAUUAUUCAGAACGUUACAGACAUGGAAAAAAUGUUGGAAUUAUUUGAAGUGGAUCAAUCAGUGAAGGAUAUCCCUGGAGCAAAGGAAUUGAAUGUUAAGGCAGGCAAUGUUGUUUUCGACAAUGUGGUAUUCAAUUACGAUCCUCGUCAAACAGCCUUGAAAGGUAUUUCUUUCUCAGUCCCUGCAGGUUCUACUGUCGCUCUCGUUGGUCCUUCUGGUAGUGGCAAAAGUACGAUUCUUCGACUCUUAUUCCGAUUCUAUGAUCCUACUUCUGGCAACAUUUACAUUGAUGGACAAAACAUUCGUGAUAUUCAACAAAAUUCUCUUCGAAAAAAUAUUGGUGUAGUUCCUCAAGAUACGGUAUUAUUUAAUGAUACUAUUGAAUACAAUAUCCGAUAUGGUGAUGUUGAUGCUUCUCAAGAUACAAUUGUGAAUGCUGCCAAAGCUGCACAAAUCCAUGAUAGUAUUUUGAACUUUCCAGAUGGAUAUGAAACCAAAGUGGGUGAACGAGGAUUACGAUUAUCAGGCGGAGAAAAACAAAGAUUGGCCAUUGCAAGAACUAUUGUCAAAGAUCCUCCUAUUAUCUUACUAGAUGAAGCUACAAGUGCAUUAGACACGACUACGGAACGAUAUAUUCAAGAAGCAUUGAAUGCUAUGACAAAAGGACGAACUACCCUUGUGAUUGCACAUCGUUUGUCCACAAUUUUGAAUGCGGAUCUAAUUCUUGUCAUCAAGGAUGGUCAGGUGGUUGAAUCUGGAACGCAUGAAGAACUGAUACGACAGGCAAUGGAAAACAAUGGAGAAGGGGUAUAUUAUGACAUGUGGGAAAAACAACUACAUGAUGAUGGACCUUCCAUGGAAAACUCAAUUCUAUUAGACGGGGAUGACACCAAGAAAAGUAGUCCAUAAUUUGUGUAUAUGUUUUUUUUUAGUCUAGUGUGGUGUAUUUUUAUCAAUAAAACCUGGUUUUUUUGCAUUGAUCA
Halteromyces radiatus is the source of this 2660-nucleotide messenger RNA. RefSeq lists its product as uncharacterized. Lineage: Eukaryota; Fungi; Mucoromycota; Mucoromycetes; Mucorales; Cunninghamellaceae. The transcript has 7 exons. Bases 31 to 2586 code for a protein of 851 amino acids. Gene Ontology annotation, cellular component: membrane. Gene Ontology annotation, molecular function: ATP binding; ATP hydrolysis activity; heme binding. Gene Ontology annotation, biological process: heme transport; transmembrane transport. The record is from RefSeq and is a predicted model, not a curated record.